UAUACACACAUUCUUUAGUUGCUGAGCUAGUAGUGGAGCAGCUAGGCUUCUCAAGAUGUUGACUUUGUUCAAGUUGUAACUAAUAGCCAGACUACUGAAAUUUUAAACCAGGCUUUUUCAAGUCGAAUACCCCUUGGCUGUCCGGGCACUAAUGAUGUUGGACGAUUUGAUGCAAGUCAAUUAAUAUCUCCACAUGUUUAAUUCAUGAUCUUCCUUUAGAUACUUGUUUCUGGUAAAGUAGUUGUGUCUCAUUCAUAUCAAAAUGAUGCACCAGUUCUUACUUUUAAUGUAUUUAAUGUUGAUGAUAUUAAUGACGUAAGUCUCUGUAAUGUGUCAUUUCGUUAUACAUUAGUUACAGAGGUCAUCAGAACGUGCGCCGUUAAUUCUUUUGACCAAUAUUUUCCAAGAGAAAAACUUACUGAAGGUAGUUUCAAUCCAACCCAUAUCUUUUUGGUAACCUGGAAUCUUACUCAAAGUAUCUUAAGCUCUGGUGGUAAUGAAAUUAGUGAUUUUACUUCUCCUCGUAACAUUUUUCAAAUGGCUUAUAUACAUGAUGGAAAGCGUGCAUUAAUCUUUUAUCUCUAUGAUACCAUUCAAUGGGGCAGAGACACUGCUACAAUAGGCUUACAAGCCUGUGGUAGCAGUCCUAAUGGAACAUGGAAUAAUGCUCCUGCUUCUGGUCAAGUUGCAGCUUCUCAAUCCAAUCUUGCCACUAAUAGAAGUGGAGAAUGGCUCCUUUAUUUGAAUGGGACAGGCCAUCUUACUCCUGCAGUCGUCUGUAAGACCGGUUGCAGUUUAACAAAUGGUUAUUGUACUGAAAGAGAUACAUGUCUUUGCAGAGAGGGUUGGUCAGGUGACCUUUGUACCGUUGCCAUCUGCUCUCAAGGCUGUGUUAAUGGUACAUGCACAGCCCCUGAUACUUGUGAAUGCAAUGAUGGAUGGCUUGGUCCCAGUUGUAAUACGGCUAGAUGUUACUCUGCAUGCAUUAAUGGCAGAUGCAUAGAUCCAGAUGUUUGCUCUUGUCAUCCCGGAUUUGAGGGACAAAACUGCACUACAGCUAUCUGUUCCCAAGACUGUGGUGCUUAUGGUUUCUGCACAAGACCUAAUCACUGUUCCUGUAUUUCUGGCUAUACAGGUGGGAGUUCUCCCUGCACUCCAGUUUGCACUAAAGCGUGCCUCAAUGGAGGGAACUGCACUGCACCAGAUACUUGUACAUGCCCGCCUGGACUUACCGGUCCUAUUUGCAAUACAACAAUUGUCCCUAUCCCUACCUCCACUUCUAGUUCUGCAGUAGUAACCAUGAUGAUGACAGAGUCACCAUCACCUUCUAUGACUGAGCCUACUACUGAUGAACCUACUGAUGAAGUUACCACCGCUGCUUCUGGGAGUCAAUUAUCUUCUUCAACUAUCAUUGCAAUUAUUGGUGGGAUUGUUGCUCUCAUUGUCGCUGUUGUUAUUUAACCUGUCAUUAUCAUCAUAGCCGCUAUCUCUUGUUGAAACUAAUAAUUAUUUUUAAAUGUUGAGUGAUCAUGCACAUUUACUUUUGUGCUAAUAAUAAUUAAAUUUACAU
Amphimedon queenslandica is the source of this 1570-nucleotide messenger RNA. Its product is annotated as wnt inhibitory factor 1-like. The coding region runs from base 538 to 1461 and encodes 307 amino acids. The transcript has 5 exons. The record is from RefSeq and is a predicted model, not a curated record. NCBI's taxonomy places the organism in Eukaryota, Metazoa, Porifera, Demospongiae, Haplosclerida, Niphatidae.